UCCGUGGAAACGCGUCGUCCCGGCACUCUCGGUCAACGUCACCGUUUCUGACCGCUUGUUUCCUGCAUUUACGUUAACAUCGACGAUAUUUACGAACCAUAUGUUCAAUAUCGUCUAGCAGUGCAUCCGAAACAAUCCCUAGAGUACUUUAUCAGUGAUGAGUUUACGGUUUUAUGUGAGAAAUUAUUAAUUCUGCUCCGAAAUCGCUGAACUAGGCGCAUCAAUUUUCCGGUCGUUGAAACAUUGAUACAGUACAAAUCUAGAGAUAAUGGAUCACAAUAACAAAGUGCCGACCGAGCUCGACGAGUUUCUGCCAACGGAUGGCUCGAAUUUCAAGGACGGAGUCCUCUCAGCUAAAUACAAAGUACAAGUCACGCCGAGAGAUGCCGAGGUUGGGCUCACGGGGAAGGAAUUCAACCCGUUUACUGAACGCAGGCAUCCUAAUCCAACAACGGACUGCGAUACCCUGACCCAUCUGCUCAAAGCAUCGCUCGGUACUGGAAUAUUAGCGAUGCCAUGUGCAUUCAGGAGUGCUGGAUUACUCGUCGGUGUACUUGCCACUUUAUUCGUUGCAUGGGUUUGCACGCACUGUGCAUACAUUUUAGUGAAAUGCGCACACGUUUUGUACCACAAAACGAGGAAGACUGAAAUGAGCUUUGCUGAUAUAGCGGAAGCAUCUCUGACGCAUGGACCAUCGUGCCUGAGGGGUUUCUCGAAACCUGCGAGAUACAUAAUCCAAAUAAGUUUGUUCUCAACGUACUUCGGUACCUGCAGUGUAUAUGCAGUUAUUGUAGCUGCGAAUUUCCGUGAGAUAAUAAAUCACUACAUGUACCCAGCUAUCGUCGCUGGUAAUGCAACGGUAGUGCAGGCUGCCAACUCAACCAUAUCAACAAUGGCGACUGGAUCUUCAAUUAAUAAAAUUGACGAGAGACUGACAAUUGCGUGCCUUUUACUGCCACUGAUCCUCUUAUCUUGGAUCCCAGAUCUGAAGUAUAUGGCCCCCGUGUCCAUGAUCGCCAACAUCUUCAUGGCAACCGGUCUGGGCAUCACCUUCUACUACCUCGUUAUUGAUCUACCUCCAGUGAGCUCAUUGCCCCUCACGAGGCCCAUCAUGGAGUUCCCCAAGUUCUUCAGUCUUACUGUCUUUGCUAUGGAGGCGAUUGGUGUCGUUAUGCCACUGGAGAAUCAGAUGAAAACACCUCAAAACUUCGUGGGUGUGUGUGGAGUACUUAGUAAAGGAAUGUCCGGUGUUACACUUAUUUAUAUUCUUCUGGGAUUCUUGGGAUACCUCAAGUUUCCAAAUUCUACCAAUGGAAUCAUCACUCAGGAUUUAGAUGUCACGAAAAUUCCUGCUCAGAUUGUUAAGAUCGCAGUGGCACUCGCAGUAUUCUGCACGUUUGCACUUCAGUUCUAUGUAUGCUUGGACAUUGCCUGGAGUGGCCUCAAGGACCGUUUCACGAAGAAACCGCUCUUAGCUAAUUACAUUCUUAGGACUGGACUUGUAACUGGCUGUGUAUUAUUAGCUGUAGCUGUCCCCACAAUAGCUCCCCUCAUCAGUCUCAUCGGUGCCUUCUGUUUCUCAAUCCUUGGAAUCUUAAUUCCCGUAGCCAUCGAAAUAAUCACAUACUGGGACAUUGGUUUCGGUAAAUACAACUGGAUGAUCAUGAAGAACGUCGUAAUUGUUUUCAUCGGCGUGAUGGCACUCAUAUUCGGUUCUAAGGACGCCAUGGAAGGCAUUAUAGAAACAUAUGCACCUGCAAACAAAUAGUUCAAUAAGGAAAUUCAAUCACUGAUUUCUCAUUCACCACAAUGACCCGAGGGGAAUGAUAAGAAUAUUCAGGCAUUCUGCGUUGAUUCAAUGCAAUCGCCGGGGCUCUUACAACCAAUUAAUUUAGAUUUACAAUCUAGGAUAAUAAAGACUCUUCGCUCAUGGUAUUAGUUGAAUUUUAGAUUUAUCAUUCGUCAGUUCUUCAAUUGCGUCAUUGUCAUCGUUUACAAUGAGAAUAUAUUUUUUAUUGACUUGCUGUUGAGUGAAUUUGGACAAAAUCGAUAAGCAUUUUUUAAUUAUAUAAAUAAUAGGUAGAGAAAUUGAAUGUUAAUUUGCUGAUUCAAAAGUAAAGUGCAAUUUUUAGUUUAAAAUGUAACAAUCAUUGUUAUUUAUCCAUUGGAUGCAGUGCCUGGAGGUUUUUUUCUAACACAAUUAUGACCAAUGAUUCAAUAAUUUUUUAAUCAGUUUGACUAACACAAUGUUGAAUUAACUUUUUAGUAAGCGAUUGAAUUCUACAAAGAAAUCGUUUGUUAUUUUUCCUCAAAUUGUUCGUCGAAGAGGUAAUUUAUCAAGAAUGAUCCCAGAAUUGAACAGCUUUCAUGAUUUUAUUAUUGAAUACAGCAUUUAGAAGCAGCGGGAUAUAUUUGUCCUUCGACUGUUUACGAUGAUAAACAUUCAGAGAUGUGCAUUACCGAGAAUAAAACGCAUGCUUGAAGGAAAUGAACGCAAUAGGCUUGUAAUUUUGUAUAUGGUGCUCCAAAGUUGAAAACGAAAAUUGGAUUUUAGAGAUGACAAGAGACUACUGCACGUUCUCGAAUCAGUAAGAAAAUACUCGAUUGUUUUCUGGUAAUCGUCACGAAUCUCUGCGCCAACUGUGUACAUAAUUUUUUCUACAAUUUUAGAUCCCUUCGAAUUUUGUUGCUACUGUCACCAUAAACAAAACAUCGUCGGUUCAAUACAAUGAAAGUAUUAGAUUAUCAGUUCAUGCAGGAGUUCAGUUAUUUAUCAGCAAAUACUUCAUGUCAAUUGGAUAAUUUUUCUUUCGAUACUUAAAGUUUUGGAAUUACAUGUUGAAUACGUUUUAUUUUAUAAACGUAUAUCAACUUGACCAGUAUUCGAAAUUAAGGAAAGUAAUCUUUAUACUAUUCUGAAACGAAUACCUAUGACCAAUUUUAUGGUGAUUAUUAGGAAUCAAAUGAAAGUUUAUGGUACGUGUGAAACAAAAAAUAUUGUUGUCAGAUGAUUUGUUAAGAAUAAUUUUUAAUAUUAAAAUUACAGUAUGAAGUAA
Messenger RNA from Diachasma alloeum, 3056 nucleotides. RefSeq names its product proton-coupled amino acid transporter-like protein pathetic (gene path). The record is from RefSeq and is a predicted model, not a curated record. Bases 269 to 1768 code for a protein of 499 amino acids. The transcript has 9 exons. NCBI's taxonomy places the organism in Eukaryota, Metazoa, Arthropoda, Insecta, Hymenoptera, Braconidae. Gene Ontology annotation, molecular function: amino acid transmembrane transporter activity. Gene Ontology annotation, biological process: amino acid transmembrane transport. Gene Ontology annotation, cellular component: vacuolar membrane.